AUCGCUGUUGAAGAGCGGACGCAUGGGACUCCAUCAGCUGCAGCUCAACACCGUUCAUGGGUCACAUGACCUGGCGGGUCACGUGUAGCGCCGUUUGCGUCACUCGGUUCAGCUGAGGCUUCAGUCCCAUCACUAAGGUGAGCCUGCUGGCAUUUCAAACACACCGCAUAACAUAAACACUGAGCCGUGCAGGGGCUUGUUUUGGUUAGUUACAAGAUAUUGCGUACCAGUUUGUAAGUCGUGGACGAUAAAAAUAAAGUAAGUUACAUUAUUAUUUUAAUUUUAGUUGUUGCAGGCCCUUUGUUUACACGAACUCGGCAUGGCGGGCAUCAACAAGACCGAUUCAAUUUAAAACAGUUAAAAUAAAAGGAGCCGGGGAAAUCCAUCGAAAGUAAGCUGCUAAACAAUACAGUGGACAGUGUGGAGAUGGAAUCUGUCCAGAUUAAAGAGGAGUUCCCUGAACUUGAACCUGUCCCCAUUAGAGUGGAGUUCUCUGGGCUGGCUUCCCUCCCCAUUAAACAGGAGCUGUGUGAGAUGCAAUGUGAGAGCAGUCAGCCAGAGGUCUCUGAGAUUAAAGCAGAGCACAAUGAAUUGGAGAUCCCCCAGACAGAAGAACCCCUUCCUGUUAAACAAGAAGAGGUGCUGGAAACUGCCUGUAUUAAACAGGAGCCCCCUGAAGUAGAGUUUGAGCACAUGGAACCAGGGAAGGAAGAAUCCGAGGACUUCAAACCAAACAUCCCUGAGCUGGAGCCUGUACGCCUGCGGGAGUGUAGCGUGGUGCUGGAGAGAAUCUGCUUGAGAGAGCAAGGUGCUGGAGAGGAAGGCUCUCCCAACAGCAUGCAAGGAGGUGGAAAGGAAGACGGACGCUCACAUUCAGAAUGCAGUCUAGCAGGUUCCAGUCCAGAAGCUAAAGCGAGGGCGGACAGUGGAGAAUAUCCUGUUUGUGGGAAAAGUUUCACCCAGUUAGGGCAUUUUAAAAUACACCAGCGAACUGACACAAGAGAGAAACCGUAUUGCUGCUCUGACUGUGGGAAGAGUUUCAGUAGGGUAGACCACCUUAAAAUACACCAGCGAACUCACACAGGAGAGAAACUGUAUCACUGCUCUGACUGUGAUAAGAGUUUCAGUCGGUCAGGACACCUUGUUUCACACCAGCGAACUCACACAGGAGAGAAACCAUAUCUCUGUUCUGACUGUGGGAAGAGUUUCAGUCAGUCAAACAACCUUAUUUCACACCAGCGAAUUCACACAGGGGAGAAACCGUAUCGCUGCUCUGACUGUGGGAAGAGUUUCAGUCAGUCAAACAACCUUGCUUCACACCAGCGAAUUCACACAGGAGAGAAACCAUAUCGCUGCUCUGACUGUGGGAGGAGUUUCAGUUACUCAAACAACCUGAAAAAACACCAGCGAGUCCACACACUCAAUUACAUUGUAAUUGUUAUAUGAACACAAUGCUACCAAGGUUGAAACCUUUCCUGUACAAUUGUUUCUGUGUUGACCAGUCCUGUGUAUAUAAUCACAGAAGGGUUGUGUCCACUGUCACCCAAUGCAGGAGUUAGGAUGUGUUGCAAUGGAGCUGCACUGACUCAUGCUGGAGGCUCAUUGCACCAUUAUUAAAAUCUGUAUGGAGUGUUCAGUGUAAUAAGAGAUAACAGAAGACUGUUGUUAUCUUUGUGUGUGUGUGUGCUCUCUGCAGUAAUCAUUACACUUAGAUCCCCCCAGCUGUACAGUUAAGAAUAAAACAUGUUGGGAAAACAAAUACAAUAAUAAUGUUAAAAUGAGAGUAAGAAGGGAUCAGCAUUGCAUCUUCACCAUCAAAGAGCGUUCUCUAUGGCCCUCUCUAUCCAAGGCUUUUACAAGAACCUCACCAAGCAAGGGAUGAGUAUGGAGACUGAACUGCUACAGUUGAGUUAGUCCAGGGCAGGCUUGAGGCACAGAGACUGAACUGCUCCCUCCCUCCAUCCCUCACCCCCUAAGAGAAAGGGUGCUCCCUCCAGUCCAGGGCAGGCUUGAGGCACAGAGACUGAACUGCUCCCUCCCUCCCUCAUUAAGAGAAAGGAUGAUGCCUUGCCCCCCUAAAAGAAAGGGUGCUCCCUCCAGUCCAGGGCCGGCUUGAGGCACAAAGACUGAACUCCUUCUCUCAAAGUGUUAUAGUAAAUCUGAAGCAAGGAGACUGGUUUAAUAUGCCUGCCCAGCUCGUUUGUGGCUUGUAAUCACAUCACAUGGUGCUGGAGAGCCCCUUCAGGCAGGUUCUAGAGGUGUCUUUACAUCACUGCGGUCCUGUAAUACACUUUUACUACAGAUUAUUUGAGACAGUUUUGAAAUGUAUAGCUCAGCUGUGGCCAAACGUUAUUUCAGUUGGAAUGUUGGUAGUCAUGGUUUUGUUGCAUGUUGAAUAUGAUAAAGGGGUUUCGUUAAAUUAGAUGUUUUUCAAUGGCAUAAAAAGUCUGGUUUUUUUUUUAAACAUAAAGGUUGAUUUCAUUCAUUCUCUGCCUGAAUUCAAUUGGAUUGGAAAAAAACCCUGAAUUAUUUCUAAAAUAAACUAUGAUAUGAAUCAUCAAUUCGGCAAAAUCUAAUAUGAAAUACUACUGUACUACUAUUAUGGCUUCCGCUAGUAGCCUUUCGCGAUGUCAUUUUGUAGUUUGUAGGUGAUGCAGAACUUUUGGCCACAGCUGUAGAAAACUCCCGAAUUCUAACACAGAGACCCAGUUGAAACGCAUCACGCUGAUGCCUUUAUUACAAAAACAUGAUGAUUAUGAUUUUAAAACAGUAAUAUUUUUCCAGCAAGAGGCAGGAAUUCAAAUGCAAUUCAAUAGAAGCUAAAUCAUCAUCAUCAUCAUCAUCAUUAUCCCAAUUAACAAUUUCCUGCCAACUUUCAAUGAAUUAAUGAAAUUAAGUCUUAGUAAAUAACAGACACUUAUUUUAAAAGCCAGAAGCCACCUUCUGUUAACAAUAAAAAAGAGUUGUAAGUUAAUAAAUGAAAUUGAAUAGAGCUGGGGGUUGAAUUGUCAAGACUCUCGUGGGGUCCUGUGGCGAGGUGGGAGAUAUAUUCAAGCUCCCAGAAACAUGUUCUGAAGGAAGCCAGACAUGCUAUUGUUUCACAAGCCUCCCUGAUUAGCACUAAUCUCAGACUACCCUGCCCAAGCUAACAUUAGUUCAGAGGUGUCAGACUCAGUUCCUGCAGGGCCUCUGUCUGUUCUGGCUUUCCUUCCUACCCCCCAGCUCUCAAUUACUUCAUUGGUCGAAUUAUUUGAUUAAUUUAUUGGACAGAUUUAACACUUCUCUCCAGGCCUCAAAAUGUUUUGUAGGUCGUGUACCUUGAAGCAAGU
Messenger RNA from Acipenser ruthenus (sterlet), 3329 nucleotides. RefSeq names its product zinc finger protein 79-like. Gene Ontology annotation, molecular function: RNA polymerase II cis-regulatory region sequence-specific DNA binding; DNA-binding transcription factor activity, RNA polymerase II-specific. The transcript has 3 exons. NCBI's taxonomy places the organism in Eukaryota, Metazoa, Chordata, Actinopteri, Acipenseriformes, Acipenseridae. The record is from RefSeq and is a predicted model, not a curated record. Bases 427 to 1446 code for a protein of 339 amino acids. Gene Ontology annotation, biological process: regulation of transcription by RNA polymerase II.